AUACCAAAUGUCAAAGGAAGUCGUGAUAAUGAAAAAAAUGAAAUUAUCUUUGCAAAUUCAAGAUUUAUCAAGAUCUUGAUUAUUAAUUAGCUAAUUAACUGAUAUCUGAAGUAAUUAGUUCAGGUAUUUUAUAGAAAAAAUGUAUGCCUUUUCCUUGUCGCUUUGUAUAGAGUACACUGUUGAAAAUUGGUUAACAAAUACGCAUUCACUUACCUGAAAACUUAAAUGUUCUUAUCAAGAUAAACAGGAUUUUUUUUGCGGCAAUUUUUAGGAACGCUCGAAUCGCUCGCAGACGAUUUGCACGACUGUCACAAACUUUGUUACGAAGAAAUUUACACAUAACACCGAAAUUUAACCAAGCUAUGGCUAUCGAUGGUAACAAUAUACUGGCUGAAAGCUUGAAAAAACAGGGUGUUGAAUAUGUAUUUGGCAUUGUUGGUAUUCCUGUUAUUGAAACCUCACUUGCAUUGCAAGCUGCAGGACUCAAGUACGUAGGCAUGCGCAACGAGCAAGCAGCAUGCUAUGCAGCUCAAGCCAUUGGCUAUUUAACAGGCAAACCAGGCGUAUGUCUCGUUGUAUCAGGACCAGGUCUUCUUCAUUGUAUAGGAGGCAUGGCAAAUGCACAAGUGAACUGCUGGCCACUUUUAGUUAUUGCUGGCUCCUGUCCCGAAGACCAUGAGGGUAUUGGUGGCUUCCAGGAGUGGUUACAGGUGGAGUCGAGUCGCAUGUACAGCAAGUACGCAGCACGGCCGCCGUCGCCGCGCCUCGUGCCGCUGCACGUGGAGAAGGCGGUGCGCUACGCCUGCGCCGGCCGCCCCGGCGUCUCCUACCUCGACAUGCCCGCCACUCUGCUGACGGCUGAAGUAGAGGAAGACAAAGUGCCUAUGGACUAUUACGCGGCUGAAACAGUUAAACUUGCUCACCCGAACCCGGAGCUAGUGGAGCAAGCGGCAGACUUGCUCGCUAAAGCACAGCGUCCUCUCAUCAUAGUGGGAAAGGGCGCCGCUUACGGCCGGGCUGAAGACGCUUUAUGCAAGCUGGUGGAAGCAACUAAAGUGCCUUUCUUACCGACUCCCAUGGGCAAAGGCGUGGUUCCGGACGAGUCGCAGUACUGCGUGUCGACGGCGCGCACGCAGGCUCUGCUCAAAGCGGACGUGAUCUUGUUACUUGGCGCGCGGCUGAACUGGAUGCUGCACUUCGGACAGGCCCCGCGAUAUGCGCCUGGCGCUAAAAUCAUACAGGUGGACAUAUGCCCCGAGGAGUUUCACAAUAGCGUGAAAUCCGAAGUGGCCGUACAUUCCGACAUCAAACCCUUCGUAGAGGCUCUCACACUCAAGCUGAGAGACAGGAAGUUCUCUCUGCCACCAACAAGUGACUGGUGGCAGGGGCUGAGGGAGAAACAGAAGAAAAAUACACAGUUUGUUGAAGGACAAGCGAGCAGCAAAUCCAUGCCUCUCAACUACUACGCAGUGUUCAAAGCAGUGCAGGCCAACAUCCCUAAGGACUCCAUCAUCGUGAGCGAAGGCGCCAACACCAUGGACAUCGGGCGCGGGAUGCUGCUCAACAACAAGCCCCGACACCGCCUCGAUGCGGGCACAUUUGCAACUAUGGGUGUUGGCCCUGGAUUCGCAGUAGCUGCGGCGAUGUGGUGUCGAGACUACGCUCCCGAAAAGAGGGUUAUUUGCGUCGAAGGAGACUCCGCUUUCGGCUUCUCAGGAAUGGAAAUCGAGACGAUGUUCCGCUACAAGCUGCCGGUGAUCGUCGUCAUCGUCAACAACAACGGCAUCUACGGCGGCUUCGACAGAGACGUCAUGCAGGACCUGCAGUCUAGCGGAGACCUUGCACAGUGCACACCACCUACAGCUCUAUCUACGGAAGUGCGCUAUGAGAAGAUGAUGGAAAUGUUCGGCGUGAGCGGCCAUCUUUGCCGCACUAUUCCCGAGAUCGAGGCGGCGCUCAAAGACGCUGUCAACGUCACCGACAGGCCCAGCAUCAUCAACAUACUCAUCGACCCGCAGGCCAGCAGGAAGCCCCAAGCGUUCAACUGGCUCACCGAGUCUAAGCUGUGAUAACUGAUAACAAACAACAAAAUGUAACUUAGGGCCAGCGCAUAUCAGCAGAAAAACAACAGUGAACAAAUUAUACCAAUUCUUAUUCUACACUAAUCCAAUCGAAAUAUAGUACAGGUAUAUUUUUAAGUUGCCAGGGAGGCUGUAGGGAAAAAUUAUUCACUUAGAUAUUUUUUCUUUCUGUAAAAUUUUGUAGAAAAAGUUUUUUCUGUGGAAACCCCCCUGAAGUUUAUAAUUCAGGCUUAAAAUUUAUCAUAAAAAGAAGAGAUAUUCCGAGGGCGGUUUUGAGCAUUGAAAUGUAUACCUCAUUUCGAUUGGAUAAGCAUAUAAUAAGAAUUGAUCCUGUCGACCACCAAAUAGAAACGAAAGAUUUUGUAUUCAAAUAAACUUUUACAAGUGCUUUUGAUUCGUCAAUUUGUGCUGGCCCUUGCUCAGAGAUGCCCGCGACUUAGUAUUGCAUAUUGUGCAAACAGCUUAACAUGACUAAAUCGUAAUUAUUAACUUUGUUUACUUAAUAAAUUUCUCCUUAAUCAGGAAAAUAUUCUUAUAAAAUUGGGUGCGGCUCUUGAUGCAAUUAUAUAGACUUAAUGCUUGGAGCAUUUUUGGUUUUAUUGUAAUGAUAACACUAGAUUUAUAUGGGUUAAAUUUAUCUAUGCUGAAAAAAUGUACAAAAAUACUGAACGUGAUUAUAUAGAUUAUGUAAAUAAACAAUAUGAAUCGAUUUGUAAAUAUAUAAGAAUGUUUUUGUAUUUUUAUAUUGCUGUAAAGACUGUCAAAAUAUUUAAGCAUUUAAUUUUUAUCAGAUUGGAGAUAUUUUUAUAUGGCUUAAAGGGCUUGGUGCAAUGUUUGGUGAAAGGUGUAUAAAUAAAAUAAGGAUAAAUCAGAUUUCAUUCAUAUAUUGUCUGUCUAUUGAGUCACAUCACAUCACAUGUUUGUAAAAGUUGAACUUAAAAUAUAUAUUAAAUACAAUUAUAUUUUAUAUU
Maniola jurtina (meadow brown) is the source of this 3052-nucleotide messenger RNA. RefSeq names its product 2-hydroxyacyl-CoA lyase 1 (gene Hacl). The record is from RefSeq and is a predicted model, not a curated record. Gene Ontology annotation, molecular function: magnesium ion binding; catalytic activity; thiamine pyrophosphate binding. Bases 363 to 2069 code for a protein of 568 amino acids. Gene Ontology annotation, biological process: fatty acid alpha-oxidation. NCBI's taxonomy places the organism in Eukaryota, Metazoa, Arthropoda, Insecta, Lepidoptera, Nymphalidae. The transcript is spliced from 12 exons. Gene Ontology annotation, cellular component: peroxisome.